Molecule: messenger RNA, 1948 nt
Organism: Rhopalosiphum padi (bird cherry-oat aphid)
Lineage: Eukaryota; Metazoa; Arthropoda; Insecta; Hemiptera; Aphididae
Product: beta-alanine transporter
Exons: 10
Coding region: 192-1664 (490 amino acids)
Biological process (GO): transmembrane transport
Cellular component (GO): membrane
Molecular function (GO): transmembrane transporter activity
Source: RefSeq, a predicted model, not a curated record
UAAGAUAUUAUUAAUGCUACCUGCAAAAAAAAAAUUCUAUUUACAUAUGCUAUACACCUAAUUGCUUUAUAAAAGAAGAAAAAAGAGGGAGCUAAAUUAACUUGCACCAUGCCAAUGUGUAUAUAUAAGCAUUUUCAUUAGAGCUUCGGCCAUAGGUACAUCUUUUCAGUCAUUCUUUAAAUUAUUUAAAAAUGGAUUUCGAUAAAAUGUUACUAGACUUUGGUGAGUAUGGCUUAUACCAAAAACAAUUAAUCUGGUUAGUCGUUUUACCAUGUGUUUUGCCAUGUGGAUUUCAUGCUUAUAAUCAACUAUUUAUGGCUUCCACUCCCGAAUAUUGGUGUAAGGAUGAAUAUCAUAUUAAUUCUACAUCUAAAAUUAAUCAAUGUUCGGAUUCAAUGAAUAACACAUGCAAAUUCUGGGAUUAUGAUCACAGUCGAUAUUUAUCUACAAUUGUCACUGAAUGGGAUUUGGUAUGUUCAAAACAGUUUUAUCCAACUUUUGCUUUAACUAUAUUUGGUCUUAGUGGUUUAUUUGGUAUGUUGCUAUUUGGAUUUAUUCAAGAUGGACUUGGGAGACGACCAGCGUUUUUCAUUUAUCUAUUUAUCGAAUGUAUAUUUGGUAUAGCUACUGCAUUUGCCAAGGAUUUUUGGAUGUGGCUAAUCUUCAGAAUUGGAGUAGGAUUUACUGUACCAGCAAUUUUAGCAACUCCUAAUGUGCUCCCUAUAGAAUUUGUUGGCCCAGCUCAUCGAACUACAUGUAUUCUACUUACUAACAUAGCUCAUUCUGUCGGUAUGGUUAUUUUAUCAUUAGUCUUGUAUGCUUUUCGUGAUUGGCGUCAACUUGCUUUAGCUACAUCUUUACCAUUUACUGUUUAUUUCCUUUACUGGUGGAGUUUUCCUGAAUCUCCAAGAUGGCUUUUAGCAUGCGGAAAGUUUGAAAAAGCCAAAACAAUUUUAUUAAAAAUGGCAAAAGUAAAUGGAAAAGAUAUUUCAUUGGAUUAUAUGGACCAAUUAAAGAUUAAAUAUGAAGAGGAAUUUAAAAAUCAAAAAAGUAAAACUAUCAAAAAAUAUAACGUGUUUCACUUAUUCAAGACACCAAAUUUACGUUUCAAAACAAUAGCAAUAACUUUUAUAUGGUUUGUUAAUACUACUGUUUAUGUUGGACUUUCUUAUUAUGCACCAGCUCUAAGUUCUGAUGAACAUUUAAACUUUUUCUUGGCUGGAGCUGUUGAAUUACCUACAUACAUAGUAUUAUGGCCAGCAAUGGAAAAAUUUGGCAGAAAAAGUUUACUGCAUAUCAGUAUGUUGAUUGGAGGGUGUGCUUGUUUAACUGCUACUUUUCCCAUUCUAGAUGAUCAGUGGACCUUAAUAAUGUUUUGUAUUGGAAAAAUGGGAAUUUCGUCCUCUUAUGUUAUUCUUUCUUUAUUUGCACCAGAAUUAUAUCCAACUGUAGUUAGAGGUUUGGGAAUAAGCGUUAGUUCAGUAGCUGGUAUGAUCGGACCUGUCGGUCUUCCUAUUAUUAAUUAUGUGGGAACUGGCUCUCAAUUAUCACUUAUUGUAAUGGGCAUCUUGCAAAUAAUUGGUGCUUUUGUUACACUUCUUUUGCCAGAGACGAAAAAUUGCCAUUUGCCUCAAACAUUGGAUGAUGGAGAAGAGUACAAGUGAUAAGCAAAUUCACAUUUAGAUUUAUUUAUGAAAAUUAAAAUAUGUAAAUUUUCAAUUAUUUAUGUGGCAUGUGCCUAAUUUACAAUUGUAUAAAUAUAUAUUUUAUUUUAUAUUAUAUAAAAGAGGGCCCUUUUAUACUUAUAUAAUAUAAUAUAAUAUAAAUAUAAUAUAAACCACGGUCAGGGGCUAUCGCCUAUCACCUUUCCGUAGUUAGUAUAGCUAUAAGCUAUUAAUAAUAAUUCGCAUACAAUAUAAGUAGAUUUAGUAUUAAAUAAAAGAAAAUG